AUGGAUGUGGAUGUAAUUAAUUCAGAGAGACUUUCCGUGGCCGUUCAAACACGAAGUUGCGAGAAACCUCAAUUUUCUGCUCUUUCCGCUGGUGAAGCGAAGUCGGGGCUCAAAUUUGAGAUCAACCGCAUUCCGGUUCCUGCACAUCGUUAUACCCCUUUAAAAAAAAAUUGGUCAAAGUUAUACGAACCUCUAGUUACACAUUUAAAGCUUCAAGUGCGUAUGAAUCUUAGGAAGAAAUGCGUUGAAGUGAGAAAUUCUGCUUAUACGAAGGAUAUUGGCCAUCUUCAGAGAGCAACAGACUUUAUUAACGCCUUUAUGAUGGGUUUCGAUGUGAAUGAUGCAGUUGCUAUGCUACGUUUAGAUGAUCUUUACAUCGACACUUUUGACAUAUGCGAUGUCAAAACUUUGAGAGGCGAUCAUUUAUCUCGAACUAUAGGACGUAUCUCUGGGAAAGACGGAAGAACUAAAUAUGCUAUUGAAAACUCUACCCGUACGAGGAUUGUUUUGGCCGAUAGCACAAUACACAUAUUGGGCUCUUUUCAAAAUAUAAGAAUUGCAAAAGACGCCAUUUGUGAUUUAAUUCUCGGCAGUCCUCCAGGAAAAGUUUAUGGAAAUUUAAAAAUUGCAGCUAGCAGAAUGCAUAGUCAUUUCUAGUGGUGGGUAUAUGCAAGUUCUACUUUAAGUUUGUAACUUUUUCUUUAGGGUAGU
Messenger RNA from Zophobas morio, 711 nucleotides. RefSeq lists its product as uncharacterized. Gene Ontology annotation, cellular component: nucleolus. The coding region runs from base 1 to 657 and encodes 218 amino acids. Gene Ontology annotation, molecular function: RNA binding. NCBI's taxonomy places the organism in Eukaryota, Metazoa, Arthropoda, Insecta, Coleoptera, Tenebrionidae. The record is from RefSeq and is a predicted model, not a curated record. The transcript is spliced from 4 exons.